This is a messenger RNA of Cucurbitaria berberidis CBS 394.84, 789 nucleotides long. Its product is annotated as NAD(P)-binding protein. The record is from RefSeq and is a predicted model, not a curated record. Bases 1 to 789 code for a protein of 262 amino acids. Gene Ontology annotation, molecular function: oxidoreductase activity. Lineage: Eukaryota; Fungi; Ascomycota; Dothideomycetes; Pleosporales; Cucurbitariaceae. The transcript has 3 exons.
AUGGAUAACAGCAGCCUUUUCGAUGUCAAGGGCAAAAUCAUCCUCGUAACCGGCGGCGCGAAAGGCAUUGGCCGCAUGAUUAGCGAAGGCUUCGUGCAAAAUGGCGCUACUGUAUAUGUAUCCUCGAGAGACGCGAAGGCAUGUGAGCAAGCAUGCAAAGAGUUGAAUGCGCUUGGAAAGGGCAAGGCGGAUUAUAUCACAGCAGACCUCUACAAAGAAGAGGACCUGACCAAAAUCGCUGAGGAGUUGAAGAAACGGGAAGGAAAACUCGAUGUCAUAAUCAACAACAGCGGCAGCAACUGGGGCGAGUCUUAUGACUCUUACCCCUCGACAGCAUGGGAUCGUGUCCUUACCCUGAAUCUCAAACGUGUCUUCCAACUCACACAAGCUGUGACACCGCUCCUCGAAGCCGCCUCCACCCCCGCAUCCCCUGCUCGCGUAAUAAACAUCGGCAGCAUUGACGGACUACGCGUACCAGCGCUCGAAACCUUUGCAUACUCAGCAAGCAAGGCAGGACUCCAUCAUCUCAGCCGGGUGCUCGCGAGUCAUCUGGGCAAGAGGGGGAUUACAAGCAAUACGGUUGCAUGCGGACCGUUUGAGAGCAAGAUGAUGAAGGCGACGUUGGAGAAGUUCAAGGACGUCAUUGAGGGAGGUGUGCCGUUGGGCCGGAUUGGUAGCCCGGAGGACGUUGCCGGAACGUGCAUUUGGCUCUCAAGUAGAGCUGGAGCUUGGGUUAAUGGCGCGACUAUUGCGCUCGAUGGUGGAAGCGUGGUUGCUUCGAAGCUGUAG